Molecule: messenger RNA, 2021 nt
Organism: Vitis riparia (riverbank grape)
Lineage: Eukaryota; Viridiplantae; Streptophyta; Magnoliopsida; Vitales; Vitaceae
Product: transcription factor ICE1-like
Exons: 4
Coding region: 194-1846 (550 amino acids)
Biological process (GO): regulation of DNA-templated transcription
Cellular component (GO): nucleus
Molecular function (GO): sequence-specific DNA binding; DNA-binding transcription factor activity; protein dimerization activity
Source: RefSeq, a predicted model, not a curated record
UGUGGAAGAUUCCCAAAAUGGACAUCUGAAAAAGGGUAAUGCCCCCUUUUUCCCCUUCUCCACCUGCUCCCUAUAAGUAUAUAACUCCCCUAAGGCUCCACCCUUUCUCUUUUCUUCAACCCUGGUUGCGCUUUCCCUCGCUUUUUCCCGGAAAAUUGCCCACAAGGGAAAAAGGGUGGAGAAAAGUAUUGAAAUGUUGUCGGGGGUGAACGGCGUGGUGUGGAUGGAGGGGAGAGAAGAGGAGGAGGAGGCUGCUUCAUGGAUCAGAAACAGCAAUAACAACAACGGCGGCGGCAGCAGCUGUGGAGUGGUGGACAGUAGUAAAGAUGAUAUGGGUUCUCUUUCUACCUUCAAAUCCAUGCUUGAUGUUGAUGAUGAGUGGUACUUUACUGGCAAUGCCGGUCAGAAUCACCAGGAAAUUAGAGAUAUUUCCUUCUCUACUAACCUGGCUGGAGCUGAUAAUUUGCUGCUGCACCCAGUGGACUCGUCGUCUUCGUGUUCUCCGUCGUCUUCAGUGUUCAACAAUCUCGACCCAUCUCAGGUGCAGUUCUUCUUGCCUCCAAAACCCACCUUAUCUUCACUCCUCAACCUCAUUUCCAACAACCCUUUAGAGCAUAGCUUUGAUAUGGGUUGCGAGCAGGGGUUUUUGGAGACUCAAGCUCCAAAUUCUCAGACUUUGGUUAAUCGGGGAGGUGAGGUUUUGCCCCAUUUCGCCGAUAUGGGCUCGCAUGCCCAGAUGAACACUCCUAAUCUGAUCUCUGAGCCUCAAUUUGGAAUCACCCGGGUGCUCCAACUGACCGAAAACAGUGCUCCUAUUGGCGCUGGGUUCAGUUCAUCGGGGAUUCGAGGUUUUGAGGAGGGUUCUAUGAACUCUUUGUUUGUGAAUAGGUCUAAGUUGCUGAGGCCUCUCGAAACUUUCCCUUCAGUGGGUGCACAGCCCACUCUCUUUCAGAAGAGAGCAGCUUUGAGGAAGAAUUUAGCUGAUAAUGGCAGCAUUUUGGGGGGUUUGGGGCCUGAAGGUGGUCAGGUUUUGAGUGGGGUUGAGGAUGAUAAGGGAAAGAGGGAAAUGGGUGAAGAAAAUGAUAGGAAGUGGAGAAACAGCAAUGCAGAAGAUAUUGAGGAUGCCAGCAUUGAUGCGUCGGGUUUGAAUUAUGAUUCGGAUGAGCUUACAGACAAUAACAAGAUGGAGGAGAAUGGCAAGAACAGUGGGAACAACUCAAAUGCAAAUAGCACUGUUACUGGUGGAGAUCACAAGGGGAAGAAGAAGGGUCUCCCUGCUAAAAAUUUAAUGGCAGAGAGGCGCCGCCGGAAGAAGCUCAAUGAUAGGCUGUACAUGCUGCGAUCUGUUGUCCCAAAAAUUAGCAAGAUGGAUAGGGCUUCAAUCCUUGGGGAUGCAAUUGAGUACUUGAAGGAACUUCUGCAAAGGAUCAACAACCUCCAUAAUGAACUGGAGUCCACCCCUCCUGGCUCAUCACUGACACCUACCACAAGCUUCCACCCUUUGACACCAACCCCUCCUACCCUUCCCUGCCGUAUCAAGGAAGAACUUUGCCCAAGCUCAUUAUCAAGCCCGAAUGGCCAACCUGCAAGGGUUGAAGUUAGGGCAAGAGAGGGAAGAGCUGUAAACAUCCACAUGUUCUGUGGGCGCAGACCAGGUCUAUUGCUCUCCACCAUGAGGGCUCUGGACAGCCUUGGGCUAGACAUUCAGCAAGCUGUUAUCAGCUGUUUCAAUGGGUUUGCUUUGGAUAUUUUUCGAGCUGAGCAAAGCAAGGAAGGGCAGGACGUCCAUCCUGAGCAAAUCAAAGCAGUGCUCUUAGAUUCAGCAGGUUUCCAUGGCAUGAUGUAGGUUUUCUCUGAUGGAUGAUCAGGUAGGUUUUACAGGCCAUGAUUCAGAUGUAAGGAAUAGCAGCCUCGACAGGUUUCUUUAGCUCCUGUUAGCAGGAAAUCAGAAACGCUUCGAAGCCUGUAACCUCAGUCUUUUUCUGCUUUAAAAUAAAGUUUGGAUUUGAGUUAUGACUUUA